Molecule: messenger RNA, 534 nt
Organism: Ostreococcus tauri
Lineage: Eukaryota; Viridiplantae; Chlorophyta; Mamiellophyceae; Mamiellales; Bathycoccaceae
Product: Protein of unknown function DUF2052, coiled-coil
Exons: 1
Coding region: 1-534 (177 amino acids)
Source: RefSeq, a predicted model, not a curated record
AUGGCGGAGCGGAUACUGAAUCGCGAGCGCAAUCGCGAGCGUCGGGCGCGGGCGAGGACGAUGGAGGGCGACGCGGACGGAGCGGGCGGCGGCGGCGAGCGGUUCGGGAGCGCGUUCGCGUCGUCGAGCGCGACGCGCGCGCUCGAGCGAGAGAACGCGGGUAGAAAGAUGAGCGAUGAGGCGUGGCGCAGGGCGAUGUUCGCGGGGUGGGGACGGGUGCGGGAGGACGAUGACGAGGCGCCGGUCGAGCGGGUGGCAGAGCGCGGUGAGGAGAGCGCGCGGGCGGAGGUGCCAACGUUCAUCGUCGAUGUCGACGAGUACGGGUCCAAUCGAGGAGAUUCAACGGCGUUCAUCUCACAGAGCGAGUACGUCGCUCGCGUCGCCGAGUUUGAGCGCGUCAUGCGCGAGCGCUUUCUCGACGGCUUGGAUGAAAACUUUGACUACGCACGCGUCGACAACGAUCCGGCGCAGGACGCGCACUGGCGUCGAGAGAUGGACCAAGACGUCGAAGAUGCGUAUUUCGACGCCGACUGA